This is a messenger RNA of Megalobrama amblycephala (Wuchang bream), 954 nucleotides long. RefSeq names its product protein shisa-5-like. NCBI's taxonomy places the organism in Eukaryota, Metazoa, Chordata, Actinopteri, Cypriniformes, Xenocyprididae. The transcript has 5 exons. The coding region runs from base 154 to 879 and encodes 241 amino acids. The record is from RefSeq and is a predicted model, not a curated record.
GUUGAUAAUCACGAACAGAAAAAGAAGUCCAGUCGGUUCCUUAUACGCCUACCUGUCUAAUUAAUAUUCACGAGUCUUCAGCAGGGUUUGGCCAUGCUGUAGGCAUCAUCAUCAGAAGAAGGUAGUGAGGUACUGAAGAGGAAGAGCAGCGCUAUGGCCUCCACCGUCGCGGUUCUCGUGCUUCUGUCUGCGUGUUUAUUCACGGUCACAGUCGGUUUUGGCGAUGACUGUCACAGCUACUUCACCAGCAGUAAUAAGUACGUGUCCUCGAGUAGCUGCGGUUAUCUACAGCACUGCUGUGGGUCCUGCGAUUUCAGAUACUGCUGCCCCCUUGGAUCUUUGAAGUUAUCCGAUCAUGAUCAAAACAUGUGCGCCAUCAAAAACGGUGGGAUUGGCGUCAUUGUUUCAUCAAUAGUGGGACUUGUGAUCCUCAUCAUUAUGUUCAUCAUCUGCUGCUGCUGCCCCUGCUGCUGUAUCUAUAAAAUGUGCAGAAAACCCAGACCUGUGGUAGGAACGCAUGUAACGACAGUCAUGAAUACUCAAUGCAUUCAGCAGCCUGUCGUGCAGGGAGCUCAGUAUCCAGCAUACCAGCCUGUGCCGACUCAACCGGGCUACGGCGGUCAGCCUAUGCAGGCGGGACCAUAUCAGGGACAGCCAUACGCACCAGGACCCCCACCCCCAUAUCACACAGUCGCGAGCCCUGGAUAUCCCAGCAGUCAGGCUGCAUAUGCCGGAAGUCAGGCUGCAUAUGCCGGAAGUCAGGCCAUGAACCCCAUGCAGCCGCCUGCGCAGCCCGGUACCGCUUAUCUGCCCUCAGACGAAUUCAGUCAGCCGGCCUAUAACCCCGCCUACAUGCAGCCACCGAAGACUGGUUACUAAACCACAAGUGUCUGUCACAUCAGUCAUUGUUGGAUUGUGGAAGUUGACGCAGUUUCACACAUUGUACAAGACUAG